Molecule: messenger RNA, 1102 nt
Organism: Impatiens glandulifera
Lineage: Eukaryota; Viridiplantae; Streptophyta; Magnoliopsida; Ericales; Balsaminaceae
Product: CBBY-like protein
Exons: 8
Coding region: 48-1013 (321 amino acids)
Molecular function (GO): hydrolase activity
Source: RefSeq, a predicted model, not a curated record
UUGAACGAGACGAACCAGAAGAAGCGAUAGAAAGAAAGUUUGAUUUCAUGGCGUCAACAGUAAUCUCUUCUGCUUCACUCAGUUCUUCUUCUUCAGCUGCUGCUUCAUUCUCCAAUGCAAAGAGAGACCAAUCGUCACCUCUCAGCUUGAAAUCACCCAAUUUACCUUCUUCUUCGUUAAUUGGCGCCAAACUUAACUUCAGAACAUCAUCAUCGUCGUCCCUUAGGCAUCUGAGCAACACUAAUCGGAGUAUCAUCAAAUGUUCCGCUUCCGUCCUUCCUUCUGCUCUUCUCUUCGAUUGUGACGGUGUUCUCGUCGACACUGAGAAGGAUGGACACCGCAUUUCUUUCAACGACACUUUCGCUGAGAGGGAAUUGGGUGUGACAUGGGAUGUGGAUUUAUACGGAGAAUUGCUCAAGAUUGGGGGUGGAAAAGAAAGGAUGACGGCUUACUUUAACAAAACUAGUUGGCCAGAUAAAGCUCCUAAGGAUGAAACUGAAAGAAAGGAAUUUAUUGCUUCUCUUCACAAAAGGAAGACUGAACUGUUCAUGGUCCUUAUUGAGAAGAAGCUGUUGCCUCUUCGACCAGGUGUUGCAAAGUUGGUUGACCAGGCUCUGACUAAAGGAGUAAAAGUGGCUGUGUGCAGUACAUCCAAUGAGAAGGCGGUCUCUGCAAUAGUUUCAUUCCUAUUAGGACCAGAAAGAGCAGAGAAAAUCCAAAUAUUUGCUGGGGAUGUGGUGCCUCGCAAGAAGCCUGAUCCAGCAAUUUAUAUAUUAGCGGCCAGCACCCUGGGAGUUGAACCAUCGAGUUGUGUGGUGGUGGAAGAUAGCGCCAUAGGUCUCGCAGCUGCUAAAUCUGCCGGAAUGAAAUGUAUUGUAACAAAAAGCGGUUACACUGCUGAUGAAGAUUUUGAGAAUGCAGAUGCAGUGUUUGAUUUCAUUGGAGAUCCUCCAACAGAACAGUUUGAUCUAGAUUUCUGUGGAAGCCUUCUCCAGAAGCAAUAUGUGAGCUAGUUUAAUUACUACUUAUCAAAUUUCAUGUAUAUCUUCAUCAUGGAUGUUAAUUUCAAAUAAUUAUAUAUAUAUAUGUAUCAUUUAGUGUC